Molecule: messenger RNA, 4583 nt
Organism: Schistocerca nitens (vagrant locust)
Lineage: Eukaryota; Metazoa; Arthropoda; Insecta; Orthoptera; Acrididae
Gene: rb
Product: AP-3 complex subunit beta-2
Exons: 19
Coding region: 177-3557 (1126 amino acids)
Biological process (GO): vesicle-mediated transport; intracellular protein transport
Cellular component (GO): membrane coat; AP-3 adaptor complex
Source: RefSeq, a predicted model, not a curated record
GACAACAGUUGAUAAUGAGUAGAAUCGUUGGUGAUGUGGGGGUGACAGAUUGUUACGCUCGAGUUGGGUUGUAGGUACUAGGUGAAGUCUGCGUGGAAGUCGUGCACCAACAUUUUGUUUUGUGUAACUACGACGGUAAAAUAAGUGGAUCCACAAAACUUAUGUGAAAAUUGGAAAUGGCAAAUAACGGGUCUUAUAGCAAUGACCGUCCAGGCGCUGGAGGAGACACGGCCGAAUAUGCAUCAGAUCCGGCGUCAGGAGGAUUUUUUCAUUCGGAUUAUAAAAAGCAUGAUGACCUCAAGCAGAUGCUGGAUAGCAACAAAGAUGGUCUCAAACUGGAAGCCAUGAAAAGGAUUAUUGGGAUGGUCGCAAAAGGAAGAGAUGCAUCUGAUCUUUUUCCAGCAGUUGUUAAAAAUGUUGUUUCAAAGAACAUUGAAGUGAAAAAAUUAGUAUAUGUAUAUUUAGUGAGAUAUGCUGAAGAACAACAGGAUUUAGCAUUGUUAUCUAUCUCCACCUUUCAAAGAGCUUUGAAGGAUCCAAACCAGCUGAUACGGGCCAGUGCACUGAGAGUGUUGUCAAGCAUUAGAGUGCCAAUGAUUGUACCAAUUGUUAUGUUGGCAAUAAAGGACUCUGCUUCAGAUAUGUCUCCAUAUGUAAGAAAGACUGCAGCUCAUGCCAUUCCCAAACUGUACAGCCUUGACAAUGAUCAGAAAGAAGAAUUAACACAUGUAAUUGAAAAGCUUCUCUCUGAUAAGACAACAUUAGUAGUUGGAUCAGCAGUCAUGGCUUUUGAGGAGGUAUGCCCAGAACGGAUUGAUCUUAUACACAAAAAUUACCGCAAACUGUGCAACCUAUUAGUAGAUGUUGAUGAAUGGGGUCAGGUCAUCAUCAUCAACAUGCUGACACGCUAUGCGCGGACACAGUUUGUGGAUCCUAAUAUUGGAGAUCCAGGUGAUGAUGAAGAAGACAAACCUUUUUAUGAUGAUGAUGAUGAAGAUGAGGAUGAGGAUGAUGAUGAUAAUGAAAGCAAAGGGAAAACUGAAAAGCCAAAGAAGACAUACUCUUUGGAUCCAGAUCACAGAUUGCUUUUGAGAAAUGCAAAGCCACUGCUUCAGAGUAGAAAUGCCUCAGUAGUAAUGGCAGUAGCUCAGCUGUAUCAUCAUUUAGCACCAAGGUCUGAGGUGAAUGUUGUUGCCAAGGCACUGAUACGCCUUCUUAGAUCUCAUCGUGAAGUUCAGUCAGUGGUACUUAACUGCAUUGCUUCUAUUUCAACUCUCAGGAAGGGAAUGUUUGAACCAUUUUUGAAGAGCUUUUUUGUGCGAACAAGUGACCCUACUCACAUAAAGUUAUUGAAACUAGAAAUAUUGACAAACCUUGCAACAGAAACAAGUAUUUCAGUUAUUCUGAGAGAGUUUCAAACUUAUAUUUCAAGCAAUGACAAGGAAUUUGUUGCUGCUACUAUUCAAGCUAUAGGAAGAUGUGCAUCAAACAUAAAAGAAGUAACGGACACAUGUCUGAAUGGACUGGUGUCUUUGCUCUCUAACCGCGAUGAAGCUGUUGUGGCGGAAAGUGUGGUGGUGAUCAAGAAGCUGCUCCAAACGGGGCAGCCUGGUGAACACAGAGAUAUCAUUGUGCAAAUGGCGAAACUUGUGGAUUACAUCAGUGUUCCACAGGCUCGUGCUUCAAUCCUAUGGCUGUUGGGAGAGUACUCAGAAAGAGUACCUCGUAUAGCACCAGAUGUCCUAAGAAAAAUGGCUAAAACAUUUAUCACUGAGGAGAACAUAGUAAAACUUCAGAUCCUGAAUCUGGCUGUCAAGCUGUACCUCACUAAUCCAAAACAGACUCGGCUGUUAUUACAAUAUGUUCUGAGCUUAGCGAGGUACGACCAAAACUAUGACAUCAGGGAUCGUGCAAGAUUCUUGCGUCAGCUGGUUUUCCCUGGCAACGGAACAGAGCAGACUCGCUUAUCAAAGCACGCUAAGAAAAUAUUUCUUGCAACUAAACCUGCUCCUGUUCUUGAAUCUCGAUUCAAAGAGCGCGAGUGUCUUCAGCUAGGAUCAUUAUCACACUAUAUCAAUGCUCGGGCUCACGGGUACCAUGAUCUACCAGCCCAUCCUGAUGUAGCACCUCCAUCAGAAGUGCGUGACGUCGAGCAGCCGCCAGUAACAAAUACAGUACGUGCAAAGAAGGUGCAUCCUGUUAAGAAGAAAUCAUUUUACUCGGACACAGAGCCCAGCUCUCAAGAUGAGUCAGAUGAGGCGGAUGGAAGCAGUGAAGAAGAUGAUGAUCAUGAUGAUGAUGAUGAGGAGGAGGAGGAGGUGGAAGAGGAGGUGGAUGAGGAAGAAGAUGACGAAGAAGAAAGAAGUGAAGAAGAGGCUAGUGACGAGGAGGAGGGUGCUGAUGAGGAAGAAAGUGAUCAGUCAACUGAUGACUCAGAAAAAUCCAGUGACACCGUUAAGGGAAAGCAACACAAGGGUGAAACACCAAGGAAGCUGGAGGUGAGGCAAACAGCUAAAAAGAAAAAUCAUACAGAUGAUUCUGAUGAUCGUGGCAGUGAUGAGGAGGAAGAGGAGGAGGAAAAUGAAGAAGAGGAAGAGGAUAAUGAUAGUUCGAGCUCUGAUGAAGAAUCAGAAGAGGAAGAAGAAGAUGAACCAGUGAAACCCCUUAAAAAUGCAGUGCCAAAGAAGCAAGCAAAGGAAAAAUCUAAUGAUACACCUAAACAGAAGUCCAAUUUAGAUCUGCUACUUGAACUGGAUGAAGUGCCACCAACUAUGACACCAGUGCUGACACCAUCUCUUGGAGGGUUUCUCACUCCAAUUGGCACACCUGUAACCCCACCACAGACAGUACAACCAGCAAGUGCAAGCUAUAUCCCAGUACAUUCAACUGAGAUUCUGAAUAGAGUCAGUGGUGGUGGACUGUCAGUAUCUGCACGCUUCACAAGAGCUCCUCAUUUGUAUUCACCAUCUAUGGCCACUAUUGAAUUGCAGAUGGUGAAUAAGGGAACUAUAGAAAUUCCAGAGAUACAGGUAGAUGCAACACAGUUACCAUCUGGUGCAUCUAUUCAUCCAUUUGCACCAGUACCACCUCUCCAACCUGGAGGUAUGGCAACAAGUAUUCUGGGAGUUGACUUUGCUGAUUCAACGCAGCCUCUGUCAUUUGGUUUGGUCCUGAAUGGAAGAACAUGUCGGGUACAGCUGAGGCCCCCUGUUGGAGAGCUCAUUCGAGCUGUCAGCAUGCCAGAACAACUGUUCAUUGUUGAGCAUGGCAAGCUGAAGGGCAUGACAGAACACAGUACUGUUUUUCCGCUGCCUCCAACAGUAAAUGAUCCCAAAGUUAUUACACAGCGUAUAUAUGAGGUUGCCAAUGUUGCGUCAGUUCCAAGUACUGAGCCUGGAAUACUGAGGUUUGCUGGCCAAACAUUGUCCUCAAAGUCACUUGUUUUAAUAGUAGUAAAAAUGCUUCAAGAUAGCUCUGUAAACUUGAUUGUUAGUUGUGAAAAAAUUGUAAUUGGAUCAAUGUUGUUAAAUGAAGUGAAAGGGCAUUUGAGGAAGUAAUAUUUCUGUAUUGACUUAAAAGGAAAGCCCAGCCAAUUUUGUGUACAUGUUUCUGUAUUGUUUUACUUCUGUUCAAAUAAUGUGAACUCCAUCAUCUAAGUUAUUUACAUUCCAACAUUUGCCAUGACAGAGAGAGAAUAAUGUAAAAUUUAUUUUUAAGGUAAUUUUUAUAUCUUUAUUGUAGAGCAGAUUGUCUAAAAAAGAGUUGUGUUGUUGUGGUGAAUGCAUACACACUUGAGACUUGCCUCUCUGUUGUAAGUUUCAAUUGUAUCAUUAUGUAGAAGAUACCAGAAGCUGUUACUUUCAUUAUUCAUUCCUGCUUCAAUUUUUUUGUACUAAACUUAUUUACAGCGUGAAUUAGAUUGAGAGUGUUAGACUAUAGUUGUGACAAAAAGACUCCCUUACUUAUUUAAUUACCUGUCACAACUAGAAGCCAAAUGAGCUGUAAUUGUUAGUAUAUAUGUAAUAGAAUAAUUUUAAUAGUAGGCCUGAAAUAAUUACAGUAAGACUAAAAAUGUAUAAUCCAUAUCCAAAAGUAAUGCAAAUUGACAGUCACUGAAUGAAUGGUCACUGAAUGAAUAGAAAAAUAAAUAACAGAAGCAUAAAACAUGGUACGGAGUGAUUCUGGUAAACUAAAGUGGACUACUUUCAGUGUGUAUUACCAUUUUUGAUCAAAGGCAGUGAGAUGUGGACUUUAAAUGCAAAACCAUUCAAAAACUAAGAUUUGCUUAGUAAACAGUAGAGAAAUACACGUUGUGAACAUCUUAAAGAGGCAGGAAAACAAACAAACGGAUCAGAUGACAGACAGGAUUGGGAGACUUAAGCACGACUGUAAUGAAAAUGACAUGACGAUGGACUGUAAUGAAAAUGAUAUGGAGAUGGAUGGCAGAUGUAGUCAGAUGGAUAGAUGGUACAUGGAUUUAAGUGAGUUUGUUGUUUCAUACUGAGCCUGUGAUCUAGUGCAACCUGUUUAGGUGGCAUUAGAAGAUUGCAAGAACAUGGAUGUACAUAGUUGAAGACGGUAUU